GCGCUUACCGCACAUCAGUUCGCUGUGUUCAGCGCUGAGAGCGCGCGGCACCUCUUUUCUGACAGAACACGCACAGAUCUCACAAGGAUUCGGAUUAGUACUGAACGAAGGCGUUUGACUUUUGGUCUUUUGGGAGUGAAUGCUUUCACAUCUUUCAGGCAGCUUUGGUAAAUUGUGACGAGAACAAUGAAUGACAUUUCGCUUGGAGACAGAGAUCCCUGAGGAAAUUAACUGUCCUGUACUCUGUUAUAUGUGAUAUGUGUUUCACGUGUUUACGCACCACAGUGAGGUAGUUUGACUGACACGCGUUCCCACGGACCGUUAAAUGCCCGGGAUCCGGUUUUGGGUGUUCUAUACGGUGGAUGCGGCGGAAAGAAAGACCGUUCUGUGAUCACCGGGAGCGGGGACAAUAUGAAGUCUCUCAGAAAGUGGAAUUCCGUCCGGACCAUUUGGAUUAUUUACCCAGAGAUGAUUCUUUUUUCCAGUUCUUUGGUUUUUAUCUCAAACUCGGGCGGCCCCGUCUAUAACAGCCGAGCAGAUGGAUAUGGGGGUGGAUUGGCUGAGCAAGUUUGGGUAUCUCCCACCUCCUGAUCCUGUGAAUGGACAGCUACAGACCAAGGAAGCUCUGACAAGAGCCAUCAAAGCCAUGCAAAGAUUUGGAGGGCUGGAGGAAACUGGAGUGCUAGACCAAGCAACCUUGGGCUUAAUGAAGACCCCUCGCUGCUCGCUGCCAGAUAUGUCAGAGCCGGAGAUGUCAGCAGGCAGACGAAAACGAGCAUUAGCUCCUCAGAAUAAAUGGAACAAGAGGCAUCUUUCCUGGAGGGUGAGGACGUUUCCAAAGGAGUCAGUUUUGCUGGGUCGGGACACAGUGCGGGCACUUAUGUACUACGCUCUGAAAGUGUGGAGUGACAUCGCGCCUCUUAACUUCCAUGAGGUGGCGGGGAAUGAGGCGGAUAUUCAGAUUGACUUCACCAAAGCGGACCAUAAUGAUGGAUACCCUUUCGAUGGACCCGGCGGCACAGUAGCCCACGCCUUCUUUCCCGGAGAACGAUUUACAGCUGGCGACACGCACUUUGAUGAUGAUGAAGCCUGGACCUUCAGGUCGCCAGAUUCCCACGGCAUGGACCUUUUCGCAGUGGCGGUGCAUGAGUUUGGCCAUGCCAUAGGGCUCGCACACACCUCUGCCAUUGAGUCCAUCAUGCGCCCUUACUACCAGGGGCCAGUGGGCGACCCGCUCAAGUACAACCUCCCGUACGAAGACAAGGUCCGUGUCUGGCAGCUUUACGGUGUUCGGGACUCUGUAUCGCACACGCCGCAGACAGAUGACCCCUCUCAAACAGCCGAACCUCCUGUCCUGCUUGACCUCCCCAUAAACAGAUCCACAAUGCCACCUGCCCGCGACGCCCCUGACCGAUGCACUAGCCACUUUGAUGCUGUUGCCCAGAUUCGAGGGGAGGCUUUCUUUUUCAAAGGGAAGUAUUUUUGGCGUCUGACACGUGAAAAGCACCUGGUGUCGUUAAGGCCAGCUCAGAUCCAUCGCUUCUGGAGAGGCCUGCCUGCCAACCUGGACAGUGUGGAUGCUGUAUAUGAGAGACCUGGAGACCAUAGGAUAGUGUUCUUUAAAGGAGGGAAAUAUUGGGUGUUCAAGGACAAUAACGUUGAAGAGGGCUACCCACGACCUGUCAGUGAUUUUGGGCUGCCCGCGGAAGGAGUGGAUGCAGUUUUUGUUUGGCUGCACAAUGAGAAGACCUACUUCUUCAAGGACAGCCGUUACUGGCGCUACGAUGACCAUCUGCGUCGCAUGGACCUCGGCUACCCAAAAGACACAGCGCUGUGGAAAGGGAUCCCAUCUCAACUGGAUGAUGCCAUGCGGUGGUCUGACAGUGCAUCAUAUUUCUUCAAGGGAAAGGAGUACUGGCGCGUGGCGGGCAGCGAUAUGGAGGUCGAAGCAGGUUAUCCGCGUCCCAUCGGCAAGGACUGGCUGGUGUGCACAGAAAUGCAGUCGGACUCCCCGGAGAUGCAGAACAACUCGAACACGAGGCUUCACGGACAGCACCACGCAGAUCAUGCAGAAAAUGGCUACGAGGUUUGUUCUUGCACUUCGGACUCAGCCUCCCCGCUGGGGACGCGACUGACCCUCUCGCCCGCCUGGGUGUUAGCGCCACUCUGGACGCUCGCUCUCGCUCUCUCCUCUGCUCCUCUCUGAUAAGGGCAGAGCCACAGGCCUGUACUCAAAAAGACUCAAGGAGCAGAACAUACAGCAGCCUGUGGGUGAAGAGAGCGAUGAGAGGCUCUGAAAAAGCCUUUCGCCAGCGCCGGACUGAUGGAACGGACUCAGCACUUCAAUCAAGAGAGAGAUUGGAUCACUUUUUUUUUUUUUUUUUUGGUUGAUGCUUUUUGUUGUCUUUUUUUUUUUUUUCUGGAAACUGGAAAUUCUGUUAUUAUUAUUAUUAUUAGUGAUGCUUGCUAUUGCCAACUCAACUCCAUGUAUUAAACUUCAGCACAUAAUUUAUGUCACACCUUAUGUCGCACAACUUCACCUGGCAGACAAUAAAACAAGCAAAAAAAAAAAGUCCUGCAGGAGGGAUAUGAGCCAUAUUUAGGACCCAAAAUAUCAGAUACUUGGAAUACAUCCACAAGAAACCCUAGCAACCACAUAGCAAAAGUCUAAACGUCCAUCGUGGCAGCGUGUUUUGCACGGGCAAGCAUCACUAACAUUUUUAUUAGAAAAAGUGAAAAUAUAUUCUUUUUAUUUUUUUAUUAGUUGUAUUCAAAAUGUAAUGUGAUGAUUUUGUUUCAGAAUUUCAAGAGAUACAGUAACCAGCUUUCUGAGGCGUUUCCAGAGCCGGUAAUAGUAAUGAUGAUAAUGAUAAUAAUGAUAGCGAUAGUAGUAAUAUUGCUGAUAUUGGGAAGGUGGCAGAAAUCUUACGAAUAGGGCUUCCUGCUGGCUGCAGUUCAGAGGCAUCAUGGGAUACCAUGAGUCAAACCUUAACCUUCCCUCGCUCCAAGUGCUUUAAGAAUCCAGUCACUCGUUUUUAUUGGCACUUUUUCUGCUAAAAGCAUAAUCCUUUACUUAUUCUACGGGUUUCUUAUUGUAACCGUCUCUUCCUUGUCCCCUCUGAUCCACCUGUUCCCAGUGUCUUAGCAUCUUUUUCUUAAUAUUCUGCCUUGUUCUAAGCAAUUAUAUUUACUCUCAUCUUCAAUACUGACUGUUUUAGUAAUAUACACCACAUCACUCUAAAGCAAUGACAGUUACUGAUUGCAGUAGACUGUAUUUUUGUAAUAAACACCACUUUUGUUUAGUUCAAGGUCAUGCAUGAUGCUGGAUUCACAAUGCCUGGAUCACCACAGCUAGAAACAUUUCACAGCUUUGUUUAAAUAGUUAUUUUUGUCUUCUUACAGUCUUUCCAACAGUUUUCCCGGUCAGAGAGAGCAGGGGACAUUAUGAGAAAAUACUUAGACUGGGAGGAUGUUUAACUCAUACUGGAGUGCACUCUGAUCAUAUAUGGAAAGAAAUGAUUAUAUACUAUAUAUAAAUACAUAUACAUAUAUAUUUAAGGUAAAAACUUCUACGGCAGUUGCAAAAAAAACAAUGUACAUUCUGAGCUGUCUUUUAUAAGGUGAAAUAUUUUUGUAGAAAAAUAAAUAAGUAUAAGUAA
Molecule: messenger RNA, 3659 nt
Organism: Ctenopharyngodon idella (grass carp)
Lineage: Eukaryota; Metazoa; Chordata; Actinopteri; Cypriniformes; Xenocyprididae
Gene: mmp17a
Product: matrix metallopeptidase 17a
Exons: 10
Coding region: 539-2206 (555 amino acids)
Biological process (GO): extracellular matrix organization; proteolysis; collagen catabolic process
Cellular component (GO): extracellular matrix
Molecular function (GO): metalloendopeptidase activity; zinc ion binding
Source: RefSeq, a predicted model, not a curated record